This is a messenger RNA of Solea senegalensis (Senegalese sole), 1749 nucleotides long. RefSeq names its product transmembrane protein 106C-like. Bases 134 to 970 code for a protein of 278 amino acids. NCBI's taxonomy places the organism in Eukaryota, Metazoa, Chordata, Actinopteri, Pleuronectiformes, Soleidae. The record is from RefSeq and is a predicted model, not a curated record. The transcript has 8 exons.
ACACACACACCCUCGGACACGCACGCGGACAACAGAGUGAACAGCAGUGUAAAUAAAUGAGUCAUUGAUGGCGGCGUUGACUCGCUAACACCCAGAGAGACGGGCUGUAGUCAGGUGUCAACGUCACGGCACCAUGGGGACACGGUGGUCUCGGAGCGGCAGCAGCAUGUCGCUCCUCCCUGAGAGGCAGGGCUGUCAGCGGUGGAAGGAAGACGGGAACUGCGACGACGACGACUCUCUGGACGGCCUCAUCAGGCGGGAGGACAUAGCCCAGUUCCCGUACGUGGAGUUCACCGGGAGGGACAGCAUAACGUGUCCGACGUGUCAAGGCACGGGACGGAUACCUUCAGGUCAAGUGAAUGAACUGGUUGCAUUGAUCCCAUACAGCGACCAAAGACUGCAACCACAAAGAACGAAGCUGUACGUGGUGUUGUCCGUCGUGCUCUGCCUCCUGGCGUCUUCGCUCGUCGCCUUCUUCCUCUUCCCUCGCCCGGUGGUCGUGGUGGACAACGGGAUACGCUUGGUGACCGUUCACUUUGACCACCCCAACAUGAAGGUCCUGAUGAACAUGACGAGCACGCUGAACUUCAGCAACCCAAACUUCUUCUCCGUGCUGGUCCAGAGCAUCACCUCUCAGGUCCUGUACAUGAAGACAGUGAUUGGGACUCAGCAGCUCGACGACGCCACCACCAUCCUGCCACUCAGUCAGAGACAGGUGAACUACACCGUCAGCGUGGAGAUUGGCAGCAGCGCCCCCUACGUCUAUGCCUUCUGCACCAUGCCCAGCAUCAAGGUCCACAACAUCGUCAUCUUUGUGCAAACGUCGGUGAAAACCUCGUACAUGGUGCGAACGUCUCAGAACAGCCUGGAGGCGUAUCGCUACAUCGACUGCGGCACCAACACCACGUACCACCACGCGGCUCGCGGCCGCCGCUCCUCGGCGGCGUCCUCCAGCUUCGCUCUGCUCUGAGUGGAACACUCCUCUAAUCCCAAUCCUGUCAGAUUAAGCUCCAGGAACAAUCUUUCUUUUUUUAACCACUAAUUCGACAAACACAGUUUUCUGUGUGAGUGACGGCGACGACGCCCCCUCCCGGUGGCUGCACAGUGGGACAUUCCAGAGGAGACGGAGGUUGCCAGUUGAAAAACAUUAAGUUUUAAUUACUGAGGUCAGUAACAGAGUUUGUUUCCUUGUUUCCACGGCAGCCGCUCGUGGUUUUUACUGCUCUUAAAGACGCCUGCGAUGGAAGAGAAGAGGCUCAACUCAACUCAACUGAAUCUUGGGGGGAAAAUAUUAAACGGGUGAGUUUUCUGAUUAACCUUCAUUUCAAAAUUCACUUUUUGCACAUUUAAAACUUUUUCCACAACUUUCAGAAGUGUAUUUACAUUUUAAUCAGUAAAGGUAGAACAAAUGGUGCAAAAUAGAAGAAAUAAACAACGUUCUGAAGCUUUAAGGAACAGAAUUAUAUAUAUAUAUAUAUAUGUAUAUGUAUAUGUACAUUUCCUACUGGGUAAAAGCUGCUGAUGUUUUUAUAAAAAAGGAUAUUUUUUGGGAAUUUAACGAGACGGGUAAUUCUUUUCUUUUCUUUCGCUGUGUUAUUUAAAGGUUUGGCAUUUCCACAUUGAUUUGCUUUUUGUUUUAAAUGAAAUGAUCUAAUCUGGUAAAGUCCGAACACACUGGUUUUUUAGAUUGAGGGUCAUUGUGUGUGUGAUAUAGAGCGGAAUAUUGUUCUCACACUGGAUUUAAUUUAA